UCUUCUCUCCCACUCAACUAUCUUCAUCUUUGUUCUUUUCCUUUAUCCUCCUCUCCUCCUCCAUGGUUUUCUCUUCAGUUCCAGUGUUUCUUGAUCCACCCAAUUGGCCUUCUCAGCAACCAAAUCAGCUCCAACCAAGUAGCUGUGAGACUAAUAAUGCUCAGCAUCUUCCACCUCCGCCACCCCCGGCCCCCAGUGGCGGUGGUGGGGGUGGACCUGGCUCGAUUAGACCUGGCUCGAUGACAGAUCGAGCUAGGUUAGCGAAGAUACCGCAACCCGAAGCUGGACUAAAAUGCCCUAGAUGUGAAUCAACAAACACGAAGUUUUGUUACUUCAACAACUAUAGUCUCACUCAGCCUCGCCACUUUUGCAAGACCUGUCGACGAUACUGGACGAGAGGCGGGGCGAUGAGGAGUGUGCCGGUUGGAGGUGGGUGUCGGCGGUCGAGUAAGAGAAGCAAAGGAGGUAGCAAUAGGUCAAAAUCUCCCGGAGGUUCAAGUACUUCAACAAGCACAGUGUCAUCAAAUAGCUGCACAACGGAUAUACUUAGCCACCAAUUGGCUCAUCAACCACCAGCUCCACCGCCGCCGCCGCCAACCCAUUUCCCAUUUUUGGCUCAAAAUUUGCAGCAUCUUAGUGAUUUUGGGAACCUGGGUUUGAACUUUGAAGCUCUUCAAAUCCCAUCAAUGGCAUCAUCAGGGGGAGAAUCCUCAAUUUUAUCAAGUGGAAUUACGGAUCAUCAUCAAUGGAAAAUACCCUUUUUUGCAAAUUUACAUCAACAAAAUGGGAUGUACUCAAAUUUCAUGGCUGAAGAACAUCAUCAUCAUCAUCAUAAUCAACCACAAGCAGCUGAUUUCUCAAAUUACCAGCGUUUGUCAAAGCCAUUAAUGGACAAUGGAUUUAGUUCUUCCACACCUCAUCAUCAAUUGGGGAAUAUCAAUAACAAUACUAUGAAAAUCAUGGAAGAAACUCAAGGGAUUCACAAUUUGUCAAGAAAUUUCCUCGGAAUUCAACCAAACGAUCCGUUCUGGAAUUCCACCACGUCUACAACAACAACAACCACAACAACAACAACAACACCGGGGAAUGCCGCAUGGAGUACCGAUCAAAUUUCGGAUCUUUUAUAAUUUGGGGUUUCGAUUUUUUCAUGAUCUUACAAAAACUUAACACUUCGGGGGUUUGUUUUUUUCUUUUUCUUUGUUGUUUAAUUUGUAGUACAGGGCUGAAAGAGAAUGAGAAACCCAGCUGAGAAAAUGCUCAAAAUCUAACAUGGAAGGGGAAAGAAGGUGAAUGAAAUUUCAGAAUUAGAGGGUUUUCAUUGUUAUUA
Cucurbita maxima (winter squash) is the source of this 1327-nucleotide messenger RNA. Its product is annotated as dof zinc finger protein DOF2.4-like. NCBI's taxonomy places the organism in Eukaryota, Viridiplantae, Streptophyta, Magnoliopsida, Cucurbitales, Cucurbitaceae. The transcript has 2 exons. Gene Ontology annotation, molecular function: DNA binding; DNA-binding transcription factor activity. Bases 63 to 1127 code for a protein of 354 amino acids. The record is from RefSeq and is a predicted model, not a curated record. Gene Ontology annotation, biological process: regulation of DNA-templated transcription.